CCGAAGACCAUGUCCAGCCCAAUGUUUGGAAUUUUCACGUGGGACGAAUCGUCAACCUCGGACGAGAAAGAAGAAAGAAAAAGGAACAAAACAUACCCCGCAAUGUCCACGAUGAAGACGACGAUGCCAAAGUAAACAGUCACCAAUCGCGGUUAUCAGAUCGAACACUUCAAGUCCACACACGAAUCCAAUCCAACUCCUACCCCUCAUAGGUAAGCCUGCUUCCAGACAACGCCGUUACCACCAUGUCGUCCGAUACAGACGCAUCUCUGGACAAAACCGUCCUAGCCGUCUCCUUCGCCUCCGCCGUCCUCUACCUCUUUCAAGUCCGAUCCAGCCCCUCGUACUCGCGCACGCUCGUCAAGACCUCUUCCACCGCCUUGCUCUUCUACCUCUCUCACCUUCUCGGCGGCCCCCAAUUCCUUACUGGCGCUCUAGCCCUCAGCGCCCUCGGCGAUGCCUUCCUUGCUUGGGAUGGCGACCUAGCCUUCCUUUGUGGUCUGUCCAGCUUCUUGGUGGCUCGUGUCCUUUACAUCUUGUUGUUUCUGCAGCAGCAACAUGCUGCUGGUUUUCAAGGUCUAUCAGAGGGGGGAUGGCGCACCGCAAUGGCUGGUGGAUUGGUGGUUCUGGUCCCUGUCAUGAUCGCCACGUUGAUGCCCAAGGUUGGCAAUGCGCUGAGAGUACCGGUGUUGGUGUACUCGCUUACCAUUUGUGUGGUGGACCUGACAGCGCUCACAUUGGAGAAUGGAAGGGUGAUUGUGGGGGCCGCAAUGUUCACGGCGUCGGACUCGAUCCUUGCGGCGGACAAGUUCUUGGUGCCUGAGACAGAAGGGUAUAGGGACUGGAUGCAGAGAGCCGUUUGGGUACUGUACUAUGGAGGGCAGGCGUUGAUUACGCUGGGAUUUGUUGAGCCGGCGUGGUAGGGCACGUCCGGUGUAGCAUCCGAAGGCGUGGAGGACAGGGCGGUCACGCUCCUGGUGGACAGCGAGUUCCAACCCGGCUUUCGUUUGCAAGCCAAAGUCUGGCUUAAGCCUCUCGUGCCGGCUUUCGACACUUGGCCGCUAGGAAAGGAAGUAGUGGAUGACGCCAUCGACAGUCAAUAACU
Neurospora hispaniola is the source of this 1105-nucleotide messenger RNA. RefSeq names its product YhhN-like protein. The coding region runs from base 246 to 923 and encodes 225 amino acids. The record is from RefSeq and is a predicted model, not a curated record. Gene Ontology annotation, molecular function: hydrolase activity. Gene Ontology annotation, cellular component: membrane. NCBI's taxonomy places the organism in Eukaryota, Fungi, Ascomycota, Sordariomycetes, Sordariales, Sordariaceae. The transcript has a single exon.